This is a messenger RNA of Branchiostoma belcheri (Belcher's lancelet), 4822 nucleotides long. RefSeq lists its product as uncharacterized. The coding region runs from base 30 to 2372 and encodes 780 amino acids. Lineage: Eukaryota; Metazoa; Chordata; Leptocardii; Amphioxiformes; Branchiostomatidae. The transcript has 11 exons. The record is from RefSeq and is a predicted model, not a curated record.
AUGAGCAGUGUCUUGUGAUAUAUUCCAAAAUGGCGUCCACACACAAUGGCCGAGGCUACCUGCGCUCGGGCCGCUCGCCGCCGUUCCUGGUUGUUUCCUUGCUCGUGGUGAUCUGUAUCCUCGCCUACAACUACUGGAACUCAGCCAGCUCCAACAGCGAGCUCAGGAACUCGGUCAACGACUUAGAGGACAGACUGAGGCUUUAUAAUCUGAAGAAAACCAGCCUGGAAAAACGGAACGAAGCGCUGAUACAGAGGGUCCGGGAGACGGACAGACAACUCGAGGAUAGCAAGGCCAAAUAUUCUUCUAAAGACACGGAGCUGGGGGCAAUACGGGGGCAGCUGCAGGAAGCAGAGGACCAACUGGACAGCGUCAGGCAAGAGAAGGGAACCAUUGAGGCUGAGGCUUCAGGAGCCAGAAAAGAGCUGGAGAGUUUACAAGCCCGCUUCCAGGAGUUACAAGGGCAGCAUAAUGCAUUGGCAGAAGAGAUGCAACAACAACAGCAGGACAAUGACAGAAAAGUACAGGAAAAACUGGAGUUCACCAGCAUGCAGUGCAAGCAGCAGAUGGAGGCUGCCAAUGCGGAGUGUGACGGGAAGUUACGCGAGGUUGCAGACAGGUACAGCCAGCUGCAGGCUCUGUACUCCGCAGCACAGCAGCAGGCACCGCAGCUAGCUGCAGGAGCUGCAGUUCCCAACCAAGAUCCACAGGAGGCGCAGCUGCACCAAGGGGUUGUUCAGAUGAACCAGCAGCUGCCGAACCUGGCUGCUAACAUCCGGACCGCUUGGGAAAGUCUCCACAGGAACAUGACGGCACUCCUCAUCACUGAGCAGGAAAACACGUCAGCUACAACGAACAUGACACAGUCAGGCGGGCAUUGGAACAACUCAGCUGCACAGGAACAACCAAUCAUCACGGGCCUGACAUGGGCCCAGGAAUCCUGGAACCACAGCGAAUUGUAUUCCGUGCAAAAUGUGACAGGGCAGUUCGACAAGCCCCAGGCUGUACACGGGGUGCAGCAGCAGCUGGCAGACCAGCAGCAGCAGCUAGGGGGUGUAGCUGCAGCAGCACAGGGCCAGGAGGGCGGCGUGGAGGGGGUGGGGAACAUCCAGCCGCCUGGAGCCGGGGAAAUGGACCACGGACAUGAAGGUGAAGCCGCUGAGGCUGGGGAGGAAGGACAGCAGGAAGGAGAGAAUGAGCAGGUGGAUGAUUACGCUGUAGAUGCAGAUGCAGAUGAUGAUGAUGAUGAUGAUAAUGGAGACGUAAAUCGUGCUGAGGAUUACGUAUACGGUGAUGGGGAGGAACCACAGGAGGAGGCUAAGGACACCAUGUUCCAGGAGGGGGGUGAUGCUGGGGAGAGGGCAGAGGAGGGGGGUCCAGCGCAGGAGCAGGGGGAGCACCUGGAGGGGGGUCAUGCUGGGGAGGAGGGGGUUCUAGGAGAACACGGAGAAGACGAGCUGGUACAGGAGGAACACAUGGAGGGGGGGCACGCUGGUGAGGACAAUGAAGAGGAGCUACAGGAAGGUGACCGUGGGGAUGGUGAUGCAGUAGAGUACAAUGAGGAUGAUGAAGGUGCGGAUGACGACCACAUCGGCAACAACGAGAUUCCUGAUGAUGAGAAGGCUGCCGAGGAGCAGAACCAGCAGAUCAUCAAGGAGGAGAACGAAGGCGUGCAGGAAUAUUACCAUGACAACCAGAUUGUGCCUCACCUGGCCGAGGCUGACAGAGACCUGGACAUGCAGGGGGGUGAUGGUGAGCACGGUGAUGGCACCAACCUGUCGGCAGGGGAGGGGGAUUAUUCUUCUAACCACGGUGGGGAGGGGGACAAGGAACGGGGAGGAGGGGGUGACGGUAUUUUUUAUGAUAAUGGCGGGAGAGCUGUAGAAGCAGAUGUGGAGGAUGAUGAGGGUUACCGCUUAGGAAAAGAUGAGGAAAAUGGGGAUGCAGAUUAUAAUGAUGAAGAGGAAGAAUCAGAGGAUGAGGAUGAUUACAAGGAUGAUGAGGGUGAGCGGGGUCAGGUACGGCUAGUGGGUGAUGAUGCUGACUAUGACGAGCUGGCCAAGGAUUAUCUUGGCGACGAUGACGAUGCUGUAGAUAGGGCAGUGAAUGCUGGGAUAGAUGAUGAUUAUGGGGAUGAUGGUGGUGGUAACCAUGGUGAUGGUGUAUUGACAGGUGAUGGUGAUGAGGGGGAUGAAGGUGACGAGAUGGGUGAUGACUUAGGUGAGGGUGAUGAUGAGGAUGACAAUGACGAGGAAGAUGAAGAUGGUGAUGAUGAUGAGCCAGAGGACCAGGAGACAGGAGAUGUACAGAUGCAUGAUGCAGGCAUGCCUGGGGUGGAGGAAGGACUUCCACAGGUGGCCGCACCCAUGUGAUUCAUCAUCAUGGAAACCUGUUGUCAUGGACACCAACCCACAGCAAUCAACAACAGUAUGGCAACAGCAUUCGCAAUAAGUUACAAACUGGUUAAGAUUGUUUUACAUACCUGGUAGUGAAAUCUUUGUGAGGACCAACUGCAGGUACAUACACUUAACCCUCAAAGUGUUAGGAUCAAUUGAUCCAUCAACCCUACUCAUCUGGCUUCCAAUACACAUGCAGACUUACUCAACACUUUUAGGGUUAAUGUGCUGCAAGUUGGGCCAUGUCAUUUGGGCACAUGUACUUGCUUUCAAAGAAAAUGCUCCAAUGUGUAUCUGUAAACAGAAAGUUACUGUAUUUAACACUUGGAGUCCUAGGUUUCAUUAGAUUUCCAUUUUUCUUUCUUUUUUAAGUUUGUUGCACACAGUGCUGCUAUACAGCUGCCAUCCUCAGAAGUUUUGGUGAUUUCUGUUUUGGUUGUAAUGUAGACUCGGUGAGAGGUUAGUGUUUUGUGUCUGCCAUUCUCAUUCCCAGCUGCCUUAACUUCACCCUUACACUGCUGGUUACUGAUUCGGUGCACAGAAGCACCCACAAAGUGUAAAGGGUUAAACAUACUACAUUGUACUGAACAGCUUUAGUUUGUAACCGUCAGGUCUAGGUGGCUAGAGAUUUGCCUUUAAAGUUUUAUUCUCCAUUCUUCAAAUCAUGUCAAAAGGUGUGAAAUUAUGUUGGGUACUGUAUGUACUGCAUUCAAUGGUUUGUUGUCCAUCCAUAUCCAAAAUGCAUUGGUUACAGGUGGAACUUUUUAAGUAUGAGCAGUCUUUGGGAGCCCUCUUUGCGGUACAUUAGAGAGAUGAAUUUCUUUAAAUACCUUCAUGGAAAAGUCCUCAAGAACUAAGAAAAAGUUGUAUUGUGAGAUGGAGAACACCUAAAAUGAAAGUAGCAAGGAUGGAAAUUACUUAGUAUCAGAAACUCAUGUAUGUUACAAUAAGUUGAAAUCAGUUAUUCAAGGAAAUAGUGAUAGUGUCAGCAGUACUACCACCUGAUAUUGUAUGUCUAUUGCAUAAUAUUACUAUCAAUAGUCUCUUCUGCAUUGACUGUGAGGUGGAAGACUUACUUCAUUAUAUUUUACUACAAAGCUUGAAGGGCUACAAUUUUGUUGGAACAUUUUGUUGUAAAUUUCUUACAUUUUAUUUUUAUGCUUUUGCAGUACUUCCUGUCAGAUGUAACACUUUUUCUUCAGUGUGCUUUUUCUUUGCUUACAGUUUCAUUCAUGACAGAAAAAUAUUAGCACAGUAGACAGGCCAGACCAAUGUAGUUCCUUGUUUCCUGGACCUGUGACUGGUUAUACAUGUAUCACAAGUGCACAGAAUAAUUUGAGUGUUGUAUGCAUCCCUGAAAUCUUUUGCCACCAGGUUCACUCAUAAAGCCUUGUUUUGCCAGGACCUGGAAAUAACAAACUGGUUGGUUUGACCUGUUGAGAGGUUGUAUAUGGUGAGGCUUUAAAAGCCUGAGGAUGAGUAUUGUAUAUAGUGUAAUGUUAAUGUAAGACGGUGGUGGGCUUGGUGCUGUGAACAUUUAUACUUCAUGCAGUUGCAAUAUGACCUAUACUGGUAUUUGCCCAGGGUAAGCCUUACUGAAGCUUAAGUCAAGAGUAACCUAUUUUUAAUCACUUAAAGAUACACAAUUUCUGCCAUUGGUAGUUAUUUCCUUGUAUAUUGAAUUGUAGAGUACCACGUUUCUGAGUAAUUUUUUUAAAUGUUAGUAUCAAUACAUAGCUGUGAUGACAGGUGUAAACCUGUGGAAAUGGGAAUUAUGUGGUUUACAAAUUGGAUAACUUGUACACCAUGAUUAUCACAGCUGCAGUCUCUUGUUACACCUGUUAUACAUGUAUGCCAAAAAAACUGGGAGAAAUUUUUAUUGAUGGGUGUUAGGGUUUGACUGUAUCCUUCCACCACAUCACUGUGCAAAUGUAUUUAUUCUCUUGCACAUAAUGUCAUUAGUGUUGACUGUAAAUUCAACCUUCUAUCAGUUAAUGUACACAAAAACAUGUUUCCUGAGAGAUUACAAACUCAAAGUUAUCAAUAAUAUCUCAGAUAUAAACUGUUACGUAGAAUGGUUGUCAAUGUAUACAUGGGUACGAUGAAUUAUGGGUGUUACUUUGUCUUCAAUGCAAAUAAGCAGUAAUGAUACCCUGGUAAAAAGCAGUAUUCAUGUAUUACGCCUUUCUAGUUUUGCUUACAGAGUGAAAAGUAGACACAGACUUGGUAACAUUUUGUGGAUCUUUGGUAAUGCUGCAUAUGCACACUGCCAGCUUUAUAAUAAUAUAGAAUGUGUAUAGCGGGGGUUAAGGUAUAUAUUUUCUAUGCAAAGUUGUAUAUACUAUUGUAUUCGUGAUAGCAGCAUGGCCCAGAGGGGACAACAUUUAAGAUGGGCUGACUGUGGAAUAAAUAAAUGGUCUCUUUUC